CAUUUUCAGGGACGGUUCGAUGCCCGAGCAAAAAAUUUUUUCCAGGUUUAGCAAUAUCGAUUUUGAGUUAUUUGUGUACUUAUUUUAUUGUGUACUUAUUUUUUUAUUUGUGUACUUAUUUAAUUUUGUUUUUAGGGUAAUUAAACCUAAAUUUUUGGAAGUCUUCAGAAAAAUAUUGAAGACUAAUUGCCGGUACUGGUUCUUACCGGUACUGGUUCAUCUAAUUGCCGGUACUGGUUCUACUUGUUGUCUUUUGAAGGUAUUAAAAAAUUUUUAA
This is a messenger RNA of Meloidogyne enterolobii, 277 nucleotides long. The record is from the annotation of a GenBank genome assembly. NCBI's taxonomy places the organism in Eukaryota, Metazoa, Nematoda, Chromadorea, Rhabditida, Meloidogynidae.